UACGGGCACCUGGCAACACAGAGCGUCCUCAGUGACUGUCAAUUAUGGUGUGAAAGUGUCAAUAGAGUCAUGGAUCAUCAGUGUAAUCCUUGUCAAUGACGAACGUUGAAAAAAUGGAGGCGAACGGAGACCUCGCCGAACACACCCAAAUGUCUCUGUCACGUGAGACUCUUGAGGAAACAGAGACAAAUGGCGAUACGAACAUGGAAGAAAACCCACCUGAAGAACAGGAAGUAAACGUGGAAGAAACAGAAAAGGAAAUUGACUGGGAAGUCGUGAGACAUAUAGAAGGAAAGAGAGUAACAGUUGAUCUGCGUGAACAUCGUUUGAAAGAAUUUCCUCAAAAUAUCUUAAACAUGGAAAAUGUCACAUCUCUCUGUCUAGCAAAUAACAAAUUAACAGAGAUCCCAAAAGACAUUGCCGAUUUAUGCAACCUAGAAGAAUUGGUCCUGUCUCACAACAAAUUAACAGAAAUUACCCGAGGGAUCUAUCUUCUACAAGAAUUGAAAUUUCUUGAUGUUUCUAAUAACGAAAUCUCUGAGAUCUCUUCCGAGAUUUCAGGGCUUGAACAUCUGCGAGAGUUAGUGAUCAGUGAUAAUAGACUAACCACAGUGCCUCCGCAAAUUAGGGACCUGUCAGAACUCACGCAUCUUAUUCUAAAUGAUAACCAAAUUACCAGCCUACCCAACUCCAUAGGAGAACUGACUACUUUACAAGUUCUUGGUUUGGAGAGAAACGCCUUAGAAUGUCUGAACCCCGAAGUUUGCGCAAUAGAAAAUCUCAAACGAUUAGGUCUAGCAGGGAACUCCAUGAGGAAUUUACCGCGAGAAAUCGAAAAUUUCUGCUGUAUGGAGGAGUUGUUACUAGACGACAACGAAUUCGAGUUUAUUCCCGUUCAGGUGUUUUGGAUGGAAACUUUGCAGAUGCUAACGCUAUCAGGAAAUCGUCUUACAUCAAUUCAACCCGACAUCGGAAGACUGACUCAACUGAAUGUUAUAGGCCUUAACAAUAACUUAAUAGAGGAGAUCCCGGAUGAGUUUUUUCAGUUAGAAGCACUGGAAGUCGUAGGUUUGGAAAACAACAAAAUAAAAGUGAUUCCCGACAAUAUUGCAAAUUUGUAUGAACUACGAGAACUCUAUCUUGGACGAAACAUGAUUGAACGUGUCCCAGAAAACCUUUGUUGGUGCUCAAAUUUAGAAGUGCUCAGCCUGUUAAAUAACAAUAUUUCAGAGCUUCCCGUUGAAAUUGAAAAUCUUCGACGUGUUCACACUCUAAUUCUGUCAAAUAACAAAUUUGAGAGUCUACCAGAAGCCAUUGGAUCGAUUCGUGAUUUGGAAAUAUUUUCCACUGAUGGAAACAAACUGUCAUCCAUCCCAGUUGACGUGGGCGAUCUAAAAAGGCUUCGACAAGUUAAUUUGAGCUGUAACAAAUUUGCAAUUUUCCCUCUUCCAAUUUGUAAUUUGAAAACUCUUGAAAGUUUGAAUCUGAGCAAGAAUGAAAUCGAAUCAAUUCCGGCAGAAAUUUCCAACCUCGACAGACUUUCCACUCUUCAUCUUAGCAACAAUAGAAUCAACAUUUUUGCCCCCGAACUUUGUAGUCUUGUCCAAUUACGUGUUUUAGAUUUUUCAAACAAUAUUAUUGAAGAUAUCCCAGAGGCCAUUUCUCAGAUGGAAAACCUGUUGGAUUUAGAUCUUUCACAAAACCGCUUUCUUGAAUUUCCAAGGACAGUGGUUGGAAUUCCAAUUUUGGAGCGUCUGAAAUUCGACCAAGCUGAAGGACACCCGGUACCCGCACUGCCGGAGGAAAUUGAGUUUUCCAAUGUUUCUUAUUUAAUUGUGUCAAAUAAUACCCUCCGAACACUUCCAUCAGGAAUGAGUCACAUGAAAAACCUUAUAUCCCUGGUGGCCGACCACAAUGAAAUCAGAGAAUUGCCAGAUUCUUUCUGUCGAUUGAAAAGACUUCAGGUUUUACAUCUCAACGACAAUAAACUUUCUUCUCUUCCCGAAAACCUCGAUAAUCUGAGAAAUCUGAAGGAUCUGCGAUUGCACAAUAAUCCACUUCGAACGCCACCGAUGGACGUUUGUGUGAGCGGUGUUGUGCAGCCCAUUGGUCGCUUCAUUCGGAGGGCAGUGGAAAGAGAAGACAUUCUGAUGAACAAAAUGUUUGAAGUUAUGAAAACUUCUCUGACAAAACAAGAACUGCGGUAUCUUUUGAAAAAGUUUAGAUUUCCAGAAGAGAAGAUUUCCGAGCUGGAACAAACUUAUCACGGCAAGGACAAACUGCAAGAUCGCAUCUACAACGCAAUGCUGUUUUGGCGGGAAUUUAAGGGACCAAUGGCAACUAUAGACGAACUACUACGCGUUCUUCAUUUGGUUGGCUACGAUCCACUUUAUGAGAAGCUAAAUGCUAUGAAAAUAUAUGCACAACGACCGCGUUUUUGAUAGGAAAAACGGGUAAUUAGUAAACCAAUAAUAAAUGGACGCAAACGUUUCAUAUUCUUUGUCAAAUCAUUCAUCACAAACACUAGCCAAACAGUAGCAAUAUGAACAAAAUGGAGAUAUUUGAUCGCACCUGCACUUUUAAGAAUUUGUAGCUUUAUAUAGAACUGUUACUUGUUUUGUUGACGACUUGUUCCCCUUUUCAUAUACUUAUUCAGGUUUUUAAAAAAAAUGUUAUUAAGCCUUGUUUUCAU
Molecule: messenger RNA, 2692 nt
Organism: Saccostrea cuccullata (small rock oyster)
Lineage: Eukaryota; Metazoa; Mollusca; Bivalvia; Ostreida; Ostreidae
Product: leucine-rich repeat and death domain-containing protein 1-like
Exons: 3
Coding region: 96-2441 (781 amino acids)
Biological process (GO): signal transduction
Molecular function (GO): protein binding
Source: RefSeq, a predicted model, not a curated record